Messenger RNA from Trifolium pratense (red clover), 1642 nucleotides. RefSeq names its product NDR1/HIN1-like protein 6. The coding region runs from base 564 to 1343 and encodes 259 amino acids. The transcript has a single exon. NCBI's taxonomy places the organism in Eukaryota, Viridiplantae, Streptophyta, Magnoliopsida, Fabales, Fabaceae. The record is from RefSeq and is a predicted model, not a curated record. Gene Ontology annotation, cellular component: plasma membrane.
CAAAUUGUACACGAGAAUGAGUAUCGAGUUUGAAUUAUCAAAUAUUGGAAUGGAAAAUAUCGUUUGGUACGAAUGCUAAAUCUACAAAAGGUAAGAAAAACACUAACCACAUCCCAUGUUUUCCUCCAAAAGCCAAUUUCGGGUUGUAUUUGUUAUAUUAAAAAUAAGUAUAAUAGCUAUUUUCUAUCCAUCGCCUGUUUCGUUAUGCUUUGUUCCCGUACCAAAUAGCAUAGCUCUAUUGGAAUAUUGGAUAGACUUACUUACCUCUAGGCUUAACUCCGGAUCAUCCGGGCCCCUUCUAUUGAUAAAAUAAUCUUUAACUAGACUUUACUUAACUCUUCGUCAAAUUCAAGAUUACCAAGUCCCCUGCCCCUGAUAAUUCGAGGGCUAAGACUAAAAACAAAAGCCUUCAUAUAUGCAAUGACCUGCUCCUCCUAUACGUAUGCAUGUUCCCACCUGCUUUCUUUGUACACACCAUUGAUCCACCUAUAUAAAAACAAACUGUGUCAAACAUUUGAAAUGAUCACAUUAACUUCUUGAGCAACAUUUUCUGAUAACAAAAAAUGAUGACAGAUCAUCAGAGAAUUCACCCUGAUAAUGAAUUGGAGGCACAAACCAAACCAACAAUUCCUUUGUAUCCUCGAAACACUUCAAAAUCCGAUAGACGCGAUCCUUUGCAACACAAGUAUUUCAAUCCACCUCUUCCUAAACGCCCCUUUCCAGUGAGGCAUACCUAUGAUCCACCAAAGAAGAAAAGAAGAAGUUGCUGCUGCAGGUUCAUCUGUUGUACCAUCAGCAUAUUGCUGAUUCUUAUAAUUGCAAUUUCCAUCUCCGUUGGAACACUCUACCUUGCUUUUAGACCAAAGCUUCCUAAAUAUUCAGUUGACAGACUCAGAAUAACACAGUUCAAUCUUACUGAUAACAACAAUCUGUUUGUUACGUUCGAUGUGACAGUAACUGCUAGAAACCCGAAUAAGAAGAUUGGAAUAUACUAUGUAAAUGGAAGCCAUAUAAGUGCUUGGUAUAAAGAAACAGAACUGUGUGAAGGGUCUUUGCCGAUAUUCUAUCAGGGUCAUCGAAAUACAACCGUACUUAAUCUGCCUUUAACAGGUCAAACACAGGAUGCAACUGGUUUAGUAAAUACACUGCAGCAGCAGAUUGCAGAGGCAGGUAAUAUCCCCCUUGAUAUUAAGGUUAAUCAGAAUGUGAGAGUUAAGCUUGGUAAGUUGAAGAUCUUUAGAGUCAAAUUUCAUGUUAGGUGCAAACUUGUGGUGAAUAGCCUUGGUGCUGAUAAUGAUAUUAGCAUUUCAAAUAGUAGUUGUAAGUUCAGGCUUAAGCUAUAAAUUCAUUUGGGAUAUGGAUUGUGUAGCCACAUCCGGUUAGCCGGUUCAUGUGGCCGACUGCGUGCAGUCACAGGGUUGUGAUUACAAAUCCAUUUAUUUUUACCUAGUUAAUUAGUAGAAUAUGUGUCAUAGUUGUAAUAAUAUUAUAAUGAUUUGGAAUUUUAAUAACAAAGGGAUGGAGGAUUAGGUGUUCCAUCAGCCCUUUGAGAUAUAUACAGUUUGUCUUGUACUUUGAUUCUAUUCUUUGAGCUACUUCUCGCUCAAAUUAUGAUUAGCUAUGAUAUAUACUAUUUGUUCAA